This is a messenger RNA of Aspergillus alliaceus, 894 nucleotides long. RefSeq lists its product as uncharacterized. The record is from RefSeq and is a predicted model, not a curated record. The transcript is spliced from 4 exons. Gene Ontology annotation, biological process: phosphatidic acid biosynthetic process; triglyceride catabolic process. Lineage: Eukaryota; Fungi; Ascomycota; Eurotiomycetes; Eurotiales; Aspergillaceae. Gene Ontology annotation, molecular function: triacylglycerol lipase activity; acylglycerone-phosphate reductase (NADP+) activity. Gene Ontology annotation, cellular component: endoplasmic reticulum; lipid droplet. The coding region runs from base 1 to 894 and encodes 297 amino acids.
AUGGAACUUUCGCGGAAGUCCGUCCUGAUCACCGGGUGCACGCCCGGGAGCAUCGGGUUUGCACUUGCCACUGAGUUCCAGGCCAGAGGAUUCUAUGUCAUCGCGACAGUCCGCAACGCAGACCUGUUCGACGAAUUCGACCGUCACGGGAUAACCGCCUUACAACUGGACGUUGAUAAUGCAUCAAGCAUUGCUACUUGUCGAGAGAAAGUUGGUCAGAUGACUCAAGGCAAAUUGGAUAUUCUAGUAAACAAUGCCGGCCGUGGCCUUGUCACCCCAGCCAUCGAUACUGUCAUCAAUGACGCUCGGGCCGUCUUCGAAACUAAUCUUUUUGGAGUUAUGGCUAUGGUGCAGUCCUUUGUUGAUCUCCUCAUCCCUGCGCACGGACUCAUCAUCAACGUCUCGUCUGUGUCAGCGCUUGUGCCCUACGUGUUCGGCAGUGUCUACAGCGCCAGUAAGGCCGCUCUGGCCGCCUAUUCACGCACCCUGCGUCAGGAGCUGCGUCCAUUUGGUGUGCGUGUGCAGGUCCUCAUGGCAGGCACAGUGCAGAGCAACAUGGGCAGUUCCGUGCGUGGCGACUUGCCACCAGACAGUCUCUACGAGCCGGUGCGCCAUCUAUAUCUCGCGCGACGUGGCUUCUCGCAAAAAGCAUCGUCUCGGCCUAUGCCAACGGCUGACUUUGCUCGCGAGGUGGUGGACAGCGCGCUGCGUCCGGAGGUCCAUCCGUUGUGGAGGUUCUGGGGGCUUGGACGACCCGACUGGAUGUACUACGGUGGUAUGGCUCAAUUGCUGUACUGGGGAUCGGUUGUAGGUGAAUGGAUGCUGGACUUAGGGGCAUGGAGGAUGUUUGGGCUGAGCGAGCUAGAAAGGAUGGUUCAAAAGAAGAAUCAAUAG